This is a messenger RNA of Coregonus sp. 'balchen', 31346 nucleotides long. NCBI's taxonomy places the organism in Eukaryota, Metazoa, Chordata, Actinopteri, Salmoniformes, Salmonidae. The record is from the annotation of a GenBank genome assembly.
AUAUCUGACAACGUUACAGCUACAGGUGGCAGCAGGUCCUCUCUGCGACAGGUUAAUGAGAGGGUUGUAAUAGUCCAGGUCCUGAAUGCAAUCUUAAUUUACAUUAUCUGCCUGCUCAUCUUCACCUUCUUCAAAAAGGACACAUUUCGCUCAAACACACAUUACGUUUUCUUUGCUCACACACUGCUGGUUGACUGCCUGUACCUAAUCAUGACUAAUAACUUGCUCCUCAGUUUCUUUGCAGUCCCCAAAUCCUCUUGCUCCGGGAGGAGCGGGGGCUGAUAACCCAGGGAACACUCAAAGGGCGAAAGACCCGUGGCAGAGCAGGUAAGGGUGUUGCGGGCGUAUUCGACCCACACUAGUAGCUGGCUCCAGGUGGUGGGGUUGGCGGAGACCAGGCAGCGCAGAGUCGUCUCCAGGUCUUGGUUGGCUCAUUCCGACUGGCCAUUGGACUGAGGGUGGAAACUGGAGGACAGGCUGGCCGACGCCCCAAUGAGUGUGCAGAACGCCUUCCAGAACGGGGACGAGAACUGAGGACCCCGGUCGGAGACAUUGUCCACUGAGAGUCCAUGGAUCUGGAAGACGUGCUGCACCAUGAGCUGGGCCAUCUCUUUGGCGGAGGGUAGCUUGAGGAGAGGAAUGAAGUGGGCGGCUUUUAAAAACCGGUCCACAACUGUCAGGAUGGCAGUGUUGCCAUCAGACGGGGAAGACCAUGACAAAGUCCAGGGAUAAGUGAGACCAGGGACGGUGAGGAACAGGCAGAGGUUGGAGGAGACCAGCCGGAGCUUGCCGAGUAGUCUUGUUCUGCGCACAGAUCGUGCAGGCGGUGACGAACGCAGAAACGUCAGGAACCAUGGUAGGCCACCAAAAGCGUUGUCGCACAAAGGCCAUGGUCCAACGGGAGCCCGGGUGGCAGACAAGCAUGGAGGAGUGAGCCCACUCCAGGACCGCGGAGCAGACAGCAUCAGGAACAAACAUCCGGUUAUCUGGGCCCCCCCGGGGUCCGGCUGGGAACGCUGCACCUCCCGGACCUGCUUCCCUAUUCCCCAACUGCGUGCCGUCGCUAAGCACGAGGUGGGAAGGAUGGUUUCGGAUUCCGGGGGUGUAGCCACGGGGCUAUAGCGGCGUGACAGCGCAUCUGGCUUGACAUUCUUGGAUCCCGGUUGGUAUGAGAGGGAGAAGUUGAACCGGGUGAAAAGCAGGGCCCACCUAGCUUGCCUGGAAUUGAGACGCUUGGCGGUGUGGAAUUAUUCCAAGUUCUUGUGGUAUGUCCACACAAUGAACGGAUGUUCCGCCCCCUACAACCAUGUCCCUCCACUCCUCCAACGCCAUCUUCACCACGAGAAGCUCACAAUUCCCCACAUCAUAAUUCCUCUCCGUGGUGUUGAGGCGAUGGGAGAAGAAGGCGCAGGGAUGUAACUUGAGGUCCAGGGCCGAACGCUGGGACAGGACCGCCCCCACUCCGUCAUCCGAAGCAUCGGCCUCCACCACGAACUGGCGGGACGGGUCAGGAUGAACCAAGAUGGGAGCAGUGGUGAAACUGUGUUUGAGGUCCCAGAACGCCCGGUCAGCAGCUGGGGACCAUGUGAACGGAACAUUGGGAGAGGUGAGUGCAGACAGGGGUAAGCCAGGGUGAUAUAACCCCGGAUAAAGCAGCGAUAAAAGUUGGCGAAUCUCAGGAAACGUUGCAGCUGCACUUUGGAUGUAGGCUGGGGCCAAUCCACCACCGCUCUCACCUUCCCGGGAUCCAUCUGUUCACUCCCUGAAGCAAUGAUGUAGCCCAGGAAGGGGGUGAUGGAGCGAUGGAAUUCGCAUUUCUCCGCUUUCACAAAAAGCUGGAACUCCAGGAGGCGUUGGAGGACCUGUCAGUUGUAGAGCAUGUGUUCUUGGGCGGAGCGGGAGAAAACAAGGAUGUCAUCGAGGUAGACGAAGACAAACCGGUUCAACAUGUCACGGAGAACAUCAUUAACCAGGACCUGGAACACAGCUGGAGCAUUGGUAAGGCCAAAUGGCAUGACCAGAUACUUGUAGUGACCCAUGGCCGUGUUGAAGGCAGUCUUCCACUGGUCCCCCUCCCGUAUCCGCACCAGGUGGUAGGCGUUACACAGAUCCAGUUUGGAGAACAUGGAGAUGAAUGGUAGCGGGUAGCGGUUCUUCACCGUGAUGUCGUUGAGGCCCGGUAGUCGAUGCACGGGUGCAGGGUUUUGUCCUUCUUCUCCACAAAGAAGAACCCUGCGCCGGCGAGGGAGGCAGAAGGACAGAUGAACCCGGCAGCUAGGGAGUCCUCAAUGUAGGUCUCCAUAGCCUUGGUCUCCGGACCCGACAGCGAGUACAGUCGUCCCCGGGGCGGAGUGGUGCCUGGGAGAAGGUUGAUUCCGCAGUCGUAGGGACGGUGCUGCGGAAGCAAAGUGGCCCAGGCCUUACUGAACACCUCCCGGAGGUCCUGGUACUCCGUGGGAAUGGCAGAGAGGUCCGAAGCAACUUCAGAGCCCCCAGGAAAACAUCCUGUGGCAGGCUGUGCAGACUUCAGGCAAUGAGCGUGGCAGAACGGGCUCCAGCCCAUGAUGGCACCAGUAGACCAGUCAAUAAAGGGGUUGUGUCGCUGGAGCAAAGAGAAACCCAAUACCACGGGAACCUGAGGAGACUUAAUUAGCAGGAAUUGGGUCGUCUCGCUGUGGUUCCCUGAUACUCGUAGGUUGAUGGGGGUGGUAUUGUGGGUGACCUGGCCUAUAGAGCCCCUGUCCAGCGUUGUAACAUCCAUGGGAAUGGAGAGGGGCUGAGUGGGGAUGCCCAGCUCGGACGCCAGGGUAGCGUCCAUAAAGCUCUAAUCGGACCCAGAGUCGAUGAGUACCCAGAGAGAUUGCGACUGGUUCCCCCACAGCAAGAUGGUAUGAAAGGGGGUGCAAGUAAGGGGAGAGGAAAAGUUAUCCGUAUGGCUCACCAGAGUACUCGCUCCUAACGGUGAGUCUGGUCUUUUAGUGGACAGGUGAACACAAAAUGACCAGUAGUCCCGCAAUACAGGCAACUCUUCGUGUUAAGCCUGUAUUGCCGUUUGGCUGGAGACAGCCUAGCUCUGCCUAGUUGCAUCGGCUCGGGAAGAGGUGAAUCGGCAGACUUCGGAGACUCUCAGGGGAACUCGGGUAGCCUCGGGUUCUCUCGGCAACGGAGCUGUUGGGGACUUCCAGGAUGUCUCGGAGGCGAGGUGGAAUCCUUGGGCGGGCGAGUGGAAUCGGACUUCCUCUCCUUCCUUCGUUCCGGAAGUCGCCCAUCAAUCCGAAUGGUCAAGGUGAUGAGCGAGUCAAUAUCCGUCGGUAGUUCCCGGGCUGCAAGCUCGUCCUUUACUUCUUCUGACACUCCGUGCAGGAACGUGUCGAACAGUGCUUCUGGGUUCCAGGCACACUCAGCUGCCAAUGUGCGGAAAUCCACUGCAUAGUCUGCCACACUGCGGGAUUCUUGCCGAAGCUGGAGUAACUUCCGGGCAGCCUCUCUCCCGGACAAUGGAGCAUCGAAAACCUUCUUUACCUCCUGCAUGAACUCCUCCAGAUUGAAGCAUACGGCCGACUGUUGUUCCCACUCUGCCGUAGCCCAGGCGAGAGCCCUCCCGGACAUCAGCGUGAUGAGGUACGCUAUCUUAGAGCGGUGUGAGGGGAAGGAGGAUGGCUGCAGCUCGAUGAUGAGCGAACACUGAGCGAGAAAUGCCCGACAGGUUCCCGACUCUCCAGCGAAGCGUUCCGGGGAAGGUAUGCAGGGUUCUCAGGAAUCCGUGGUGGCCGGGGAGGCCGCGCUGCUAACCGCCGGGUUACUGAGGGGCUGGGAGGUUACCGUCGUGGUAGGCUGCCUAACAGACAACGGAAUUGCGCCAGCAAUGUGUUAAACACUCGGUCAUGGCAUUCGAACAGGUCUGGAACCCUUCCAUGAGACCACAAAGCAACUCCUCGUGCCUUCCAAUGGUGGCUCCUUGGGAGGAUAUGGCAUUACGGAGCUGGUCUGAGUCUGCUGGGUCAGUCAUGGCCAGUUUGUACUAUCACGUUUCAGGACAAGACCCAGAUGCAGACAGUGUAGAAGUAACAAACGUUUAUUACAAAAACAGGGGUCAGGCAAAUGACAGGUCAAGGGCAGGCAGAGGUCAAUCAUCCAGGGUGGUGUGACAAGGUACAGAAUGGCAGGCAGGCUCAGGGUCAGGGCAGGCAGAAUGGUCAAAAGCGGGAAAACUAGAAAACAGGAACUUGAGAAAGACAGGAGCAAGGGGGAAAACGCUGGUAGGCUUGACGAAACAAAACAAACUGACAAACAGAAAACACAGAUAUAAAUACACUGGGGAUAAUGGGGAAGAUGGGUGACACCUGGAGGUGGGCGGAGACAAUCACAAAGACAGGUGAAACAGAUCAGGGUGUGACACCCCAUGCCAGUUGCAGUGUGUAUUAUCAUCUGUGUGUUUAUGAGUGUGUUGACCUUUGCCACACCACUGACACUGACAGCCAUGAGCCUGGAGCGUUAUGUGGCCAUCUGCAUGCCCCUGUGCCACGGAGAGCUCUCGACUGUACGCAGAUCCAUUCACUUCCUGAUCAUCCACAGUGUCAGCUCCAUACAGACCAUCAUAAUAAAACAUUAUUUCAUCCCCACAUGUGAAAGUGAGAUUUUCACAGUUGGAGUUUUCUUACAUGUGAAACUGCAAAUUGGAUAUUUACUAAGUUCACAUGUGAAAAACAAUGACGUAAAAAUCGAAUUUGAGGUUUCAUAUGUGAAAAAUGUUCACGUGAAAAAACAAUGAUGUUUUUCACAUAUGAAAUGGAAAAUUAGAUUUUAGCAUGAAUGUUCAUCACGUGAAAAUGCAAUUCCACACGUGAAUGUUUUUCACAGGUGAACCUGUAUAUCUGAUUUUCACUGCAAUUCACGUGAGGUGUCACUGAUCCCCCCAGUACUGCUGCUCAUUACGUUCACCAGCUCUGGAGGUCUACGUCACCGGCCUUCUAGGCAUCAUCAUUACCACCAACCCCGGACUGUCUUGUCUCAUUACGCAUACCUGGUUCCCAUUCCCCCUGAUUAGUAUGUGUAUAUAUGUGCCCUCUGUUCCCCAUUGUCCUUGUCGAUUAUUGUCCCAUGUCCGUUGGUCUCGUGAGUACUGUGUAUUGUGCUCUUGUUAUUACGGGUCUCGUCCUGUGUAUUGUGUAGAGGUUACACCUCGCUCUUUUGUUUGGGUUACAUCCCUUUGUUAUAUAUAUACACGUGUUUGUUUUGGGCUUCGUCCCCGUCGUUUUCCAUGACGUACCUUGUGUUGGGUGGAGUAAUUAAAACCCCAAUACGUAUUCCUGCGCCAGUCUUCUAAUCAUUAUACAACGUGACAUGAGGUUAAAACAUGUUAUUCUACUCACGUGAAAAGGUGGUGUUAACAUGUGAACUCUAAAUGUAAUACAUGUGAAAACAGCUAUUUCACAUGUGAAAAUACGAUUAUCACAUGUUAAACUGCAAGUUUUACAUUACUUUUUUUGUAAGGGUUGCACACAUGUGUAUGUCAAUACUGGAACUUAUGUUGAUCAUGGUUGCUAUCUGCCAGUAGAUGCACCUAGGUCAUUAGUAAUUCAAGCCUACACCUGCGUAGUAGUACACACUACAUCUACUUUGUCAUGGCACCGGGCCCUCAGCUGAUGGAGAACAGUAAAAUCAACAGUCAGGAAAUGCAUUUGCUACAGAUUAACAGGGAGAUCAACCGAUUCUAAAUCCUGUUGGUUCACACAGCAAUCAUGCGUCAUUCAAGCAAUACUGUGCCGGUCUUGACACCUUAACACUGCCAUAAAUUAGAGAGGAGGAUAAUAUAUCUCUGGCCCUCUAGUAUGGUGAAAGGAAUGCAUUUGUUUCAGAGAAUUUUUGCUGCCCAAAAACUUCAACAUCCAACAAUGAACAUUGGGACAAUAUAUUUCAACAUCCAAAUGUUGGGAAUGAUGAGAAAUGGAAAAUUAAUGUAUAUUUUGUGAUGUCAUUAAAAAUGGUAUAAAGGCGUUAUAAGGAAAAUAUUGUGACUUGAAGAGCUUUUACACUGUGGAUAUCAGGGUUACAUCCUUUACCUUGUGUAGAAAAUAUCAAGGAGGAAGACAAUGUUUUCGUGAAGAUAGGAAUGUGAUUUUAGCUUUCUAACAAGAUCAAAGUGACGAUAAUACUUUUGCCUUGUAACUAGUCACGCAUGAGGAAGCUCAGAGAGCCUGUCAGUAUGACGGAAACGCCCCUCUUUACCAGAGUGCAUAAAAUAUUGAGUUAAGAAUUAUCAGAUCAGACUAGACGGACCUCAAGCUGCAGCGAGGUCCAUAUUGGUCCCGACCCUGAAAAUCAACACGAGGUGAAGAUGACAAAGUUGCCUCCACUAACAAUCAAUAUUACGGCUGAGUAGCUGUUCUAAGUACUGUAUCUAAGAAGGUGAAUUUAAGUGGGACCAUCCUGUUACUCUCCUCAAACCAUCGUCUACUACACUGCUCUCAUCACCCCACAGGGGAUCAUCGACACGGCUGACUAGCUGUCCUCAGAAGACCACUUCCAGAACGAGUGAAAGUAAACAGACAACUAAGAAGAAGGACAUUGUGACCUCUUGUGGACAAUCUGGUCCCACGGGGGACCAGUAUGAAAAUGUAUGCACUCACUAACUGUAAGUCGCUCUGGAUAAGAGCGUCUGCUAAAUGACUAAAAAUGUUUUUUUUUUUUUAUAAAAACAUCUGAGCCUUACAUCUAAAAGGCCAUCUGAAAGAGAAAGCCCAAUCGACCCCUUCCCACGAAGGCCUGGGUCCAACAGAGAUACACGACGAAGACCUCCAACACGUAAAUACAUGCAUUACUUCUUACCAAACGGGUGGCAGUUCGGGGCAAGAUAUUAGGAUUACUGUGAGCUAAGGUCCAUGUGUAUCCAAGUGUUUUCUCUCUCUCUCUUUAACUCGCCAUCUUUUGUAACAAGUGUCAUAUUGUGUUAGUCCGCUAGGGACCCUUUUUCGUUGUAUUAAAUUUCUAAUCCCUACCUAUACCGUGUAUGUGGUUGUAUCUUGUGUUAUCAUUUUUUAUUAGUUAGUAAAUAAAUAAUUAAAUCAAUUUGUGUGGUACGGAAUGAUAAGUAAGUCCCGGGUUCGUGCAGACUUAAAGAGUCUACGACUUUCAGAAUGAGACUGAUACGAGGUAAAUUAUUAAUAAAUGACUGUUAAAUGACAAGAGAUAUCUAGAUAUCUUUAGAGUUAAUUCGGGAAACGGUAACUCGUUAAACAACUUUUCCCGUGGUGCCCCAAAUUACUAAUGAGUUAAUUGUUACGUUAUUAAUUUAAUCUAGUAACAAUUAAACAUAGUAGGUAAUUAUUCGAUAAAUAAUAGUCAUCACAAUAAUGAAAGUCACGUCACAACAAAGGUUUGGCACUCAGUGCUGUUGUCCUAGCUAGGGCCAAGAGGAGGAGGAGACUGGGCAAGAGUCGUGUUCGACAUCAAUGAACCUUUUAGAGAUAUAUUGACGGUAAUCGGUUAUAGUGAUUAUACAAUAGUUAUUGUUGGGUAAUUGUUAUUAAAGAAUUACAGUAAGACCACCUUCUCAUGUUUAUUUCAGAUUCUGCUGAAAUUCUUUAUGGCCUAGUAAAAAGGAUUUGUGUCUUAUGAUGGUCGAUGUUGGUACUGACAAAUUACUAUAUGGUUUUAUUCAAUGUUUGUGUUGACAACUUUGUGAUUGGCAUUGCUUUACAUUUUUAUCCUCUUUCUAAACAGGAAAUACGAUGCCGAAUACAAGCCAGGGCAGUGAGGGAAGUGAGGGCAGUUUUGAGCUUCCGACGGCGCAAUACCAAAGACCUCUGAAUGAAAAAGUGGUGAUAGUCCAAGUGUUGAUUGGCAUCUUCCUCUACAUCAACUUCCUCAUGAUCGUCACCUUCUUUAAAAAAAGAGGCCUUCAUCACCAACACAUGAUAGAUAUUAUUUGCUCACACGCUGGUCUGUGACAGUAUUCUGGCUCUGACUGAUGUAUUGCUGCUGAUGAGCUACUCCAGGGUACCAAUGCCAGGUGGGCUAUGUUUAUUUCUGGUUGUGAUCAUAGAAAACCUGACCGUUGCCACACCGCUGACACUGACAGCCAUGAGCCUGGAGCGCUAUGUGGCAAUCUAGUAGAGUAGAGCUGGUAUGUGUCUCUUUGGACGUGGGCCUUACUUUUUUUUAAACCAUUUAUCCAUUUUCGAGCAAACGGAAUGAGCAGCAGCUACGUUUGGCUACAUACGGACCGUUAGUGGAAUUCCCGCGAGAGAGUAACGGUUAAUGUGAUUGGAUGUUAAUUAUUUGACUAGGCUACCUGUAUUUGACAUUGUGUUGUUAUUUCACUGAACACUAGAUGGUUACAUUUUAUUUUUGGCAGUGAAACGAGGCUACUCAGGUGAGAGAAAAAACAUCACCCAAAUGUAUAUCCCCAUUUGAAAAUCUUAAUGGACUGUUUGAAAAUGUGAAUCACAUUUUUAUUUGGAGUACCCCCGACGGCAUUGCGCGUACCCCUGGGGAUAAGGAUUUUGUCGUGGGAAUGAAAUAUUAUGCCCUGUUUGGAUAGUCUAAAAAAGUGUUUAUAUUUAAUAUGGACAAGCCUAAUAGUAAAUGAAAAAAAAAUCUGCCAUGAACACCUGUAAGGUAAAUGCUGGCCAUGUGUAAUACUGAAUUAUGGCAAUUUUCUGUCAUCUGUAAGUGAGAGGAUCAAAAGGUAUCGUAAGUUUCAGGUAAUUGUUUAUGACACAGUUUUGUUAUGGUUAUGUUAUGUCAGGGGUGUCAAACAUUUGGGCCUGCAGAUUGAUUUCACUUCCUAAUCUCUGCAGUAACAGAAAUGAUCUUCGACACCCCUAUUUGACUCCCCCUUGCUAAGUGACAGUUAGGCAUUUCUAUUAAACUUCAAUAAUUUCUGUACUACUUUUGUCAUGGUUCCUUGAUUCUAUAAAAAUUAACUCUGUAAAAGUUCAAUACAAUCUAUAAUGUUUCAAACCCCCCUAUCUCUGUUGUUUCAGAAGUUGAUGUUACUGGCCAUUAUUUCAUGAUAGUUUGACUGGAACAAUAUAUGUAGUUUUCAUUUUGGGGGAAUGUUGAGCUGGCAUUUACAGUACAGGGGUCCAAUGAGCAUCAGGUUUGUCUGGGGCCCAGAGCCCCAGGGAGAACACACUGUUUGGACUUGGCCCCAGCAGUCUUCACUACUGACGCAAGACUUACGUCAAGAUCAGACCAAGCCCUGGUGUACUGCUCUCUACAGAGUCAUCUUGUUUGCCAAACCAAAGUAAAACAUAAGGUUGCACAACUAGGCUUGACUCAGAAGCUCUCCAUUAAUAAUCAACCAGUCUGUUAAUUACUAAUCAGGGAACAGGGGACACAGUCUCUUUCUAACUGUACUCUGGAGAUAUCCAUCCAGCAACAGAGUGAACACGCCUCCCUGUUCAUCAAAUGCAGUCCAUGAAAGUCCCCUCACAAACAACCCAUGCCAAUAUUCACUUUACGGUUUCAUCGUUCUCUCUUUCGCUGGCGUGAAAGGUAAACACCCUACGCAUCGCACCAAUGGGGUUAACCCACUUGGUGUGAAUUGUAACGUGGCUCAUAUAGAGAGGAUCACUACACGGCCCCCUCCGAACGGGAAGGCACGUCCCCGUGCUUCAACUACUCAGCACCCUCACAUAUCUGUGCAUUCCGUUGGCGUCACGGCAGCCAUCCCACUUCUGACAUCACGGCGGGACAGGGAAGAGAACCCGGGUUGCUGGCAUGAAAGGCAAACACCCUACGCAUCGCACCAAUAGGGUGAACCCACUUGGUAUGAAUUGUAACGUGCCUCAUAUAGCAAGGAUCGCUCCAAUAUACUGUGUUACAAAUACUGACAUAACAGUAAUGAGGAAAAUAAACACAUUUGAAGAAACAUUGAUUGGUUUAAGUUAAAUUUCAUAAUUAGCAGGCCUUCUGUUGAGCCUCAAUUUCAAAAUAUAGGGCUAUUUCAAAAUGUAGCAAUUUUCCAAAUUCAAACGAAAGAAACUCGCCUGCAUAUGAAUUCAGACAUGCUUUAUCUCUGCACAGGGAUAACGUGCUUGUCUUUUCCAGGAAAAUUUGAACUGCUGUUAAUUAAAUAGAGCCAAUAGUUUAUCAGGUGUGAUCAUCAUUUUAAAGUGACAAAAUGGGCUAUAUGAUUUUGCACUAUUGCAAAAGCUUUUUUUUUUUUUUUUUUAUCAGUUAAUCUGAGUGAAGAUGGUUCUAAUAUAUAAAUUGGUUGGAACAAGGUGCUUGCAACACCAGAGUUGUGGGUUUGAUUCUUGCAUGGGCCACAUAACAGCUCAAAGCGUCAGACUAUACUAUUAUUACGUCUAAUUAGUUGUUCUAAUAAGAACGUAGUUCUUCUAGUUAGUUAUUUUGAAGAAAUCCCUAAGUAAAGGUUAAGCACCUAUUAGACCUUUUCCCUGUUGGGGAACUUGAGCAAUACUUAUGAACAUGCUGCAUUUUGAGAAUGGCAUGAAAUUAAUUUAUCCCUUGAGAAAUCAAGACACUAUCCAAAACAUUUGGAAAGAGGAAAUGCCUCUUCCCGGAGAUGUUUUGCAUCAUGGUUGUGUCAUAUGUAUACAAAUCCACAACCCAUCCCUCCCAUCCCUCCCAUCCCACCCAAACCUUUACCUUCUCCAUCAGAGGACAAGUUACAGUGAGGGAAAAAAGUAUUUGAUCCCCUGUUGAUUUUGUACGUUUGCCCACUGACAAAGAAAUGAUCAGUCUAUAAUUUUCAUGGUAGGUUUAUUGGAACAAUGAGAGACAGAAUAACAAGAAAAAAAUCCAGAAAAUCGCAUGUCAACAAUGUUAUAAAUUGAUUUGCAUUGGGAAAUAAAUAUUUGACCCCCUCUCAAUCAGAAAGAUUUCUGGCUCCCAGGUGUCUUUUAUACAGGUAACGAGCUGAGAUUAGGAGCACACUCUUAAAGGGAGUGCUCCUAAUCUCAGCUUGUUACCUGUAUAAAAGACACCUGUCCACAGAAGCAAGCAAUCAAUCAGAUUCCAAACUCUCCACCAUGGCCAAGACCAAAGAGCUCUCCAAGGAUGUCAGGGACAAGAUUGUAGACCUACACAAGGCUGGAAUGGGCUACAAGACCAUCGCCAAGCAGCUUGGUGAGAAGGUGACAACAGUUGGUGCGAUUAUUCGCAAAUGGAAGAAACACAAAAGCACUGUCAAUCUCCCUUGGCCUGGGGCUCCAUGCAAGAUCUCACCUCGUGGAGUUGCAAUGAUCAUGAGAACGGUGAGGAAUCAGCCCAGAACUACACGGGAGAAUCUUGUCAAUGAUCUCAAGGCAGCUGGGACCAUAGUCACCAAGAAAACAAUUGGUAACACACUACGCCGUGAAGGACUGAAAUCCUGCAGCGCCCGCAAGGUCCCCCUGCUCAAGAAAGCACAUAUACAGGGCCGUCUGAAGUUUGCCAAUGAACAUCUGAAUGAUUCAGAGGAGAACUGGGUGAAAGUGUUGUGGUCAGAUGAGACCAAAAUUGAGCUCUUUGGCAUCAACUCAACUCGCCGUGUUUGGAGGAGGAGGAAUGCUGCCUAUGACCCCAAGAACACCAUCCCCACAGUCAAACAUGGAGGUGGAAACAUUAUGCUUUGGGGGUGUUUUUCUGCUAAGGGGACAGGACAACUUCACCACAUCAAAGGGACGAUGGACGGGGCACAGUACCGUCAAAUCUUGGGUGAGAACCUCCUUCCCUCAGCCAGGGCAUUGAAAAUUGGUCGUGGAUGGGUAUUCCAGCAUGACAAUGACCCAAAACACACGGCCAAGGCAACAAAGGAGUGGCUCAAAAAGAAGCACAUUAAGGUCCUGCAGUGGCCUAGCCAGUCUCCAGACCUUAAUACCAUAGAAAAUCUGUGGAGGGAGCUGAAUGUUCAAGUUGCCAAAAGUCAGCCUCGAAACAUUAAUGACUUGGAGAAGAUCUGCAAAGAGGAGUGGAACAAAAUCCCUCCUGAGAUGUGUGAAAACCUGGUGGCCAACUACAAGAAACGUCUGACCUCUGUGAUUGCCAACAAGGGUUUUGCCACCAAGUACUAAGUCAUGUUUUGCAGAGGGGUCAAAUACUUAUUUCCCUCAUUAAAAUGCAAAUCAAUUUAUAACAUUUUUGACAUGCGUUUUUCUGGAUUUUGUUGUUGUUAUUCUGUCUCUCACUGUUCAAAUAAACCUACCAUUAAAAUUAUAGACUGAUCAUGUCUUUGUCAGUGGGCAAACGUACAAAAUCAGCAGGGGAUCAAAUACUUUUUUCCCUCACUGUAGUUCAUGACAUCUAAUUAAUCUUUGGGAUCAUGUAUAUUGUCAUGAAUUGUUCUGUGUGCAUAUCAAGUCUUUGUUUUCUUCAACAUUUCAGAUAUGCAGACAUCAACCAUUCCUCAAGCAGACCACACCGAAAAAUGCAGAAUCUGACCAACCUUCCAGGUAAUGCCACCAAUCAAGGUGUGUGUGGUGAUCCCUUUCUUCUGCAUCUUUCUCUACUGCAUCGUGGUCAUGCUGCACACCUUCGCCUCCCACAGAAAGAUAACUCCCGCUACAUCCUGUUUGCCUACAGUACCAGUCAAAAUUUUGGACACACCUACUCAUUCAAGGAUUUUUCUUUAUUUUUACUAUUUUCUACAUUGUAGAAUAAUAGUGAAGACAUCAAAACUAUGAAAUAACACAUAUGGAAUCAUGUAGUAAACACAAAAGUGUUAAACAAAUCAAAAUAUAUUUUAGAUUUUUGAAAGUAGCCACUGUUUGCCUUGAUGACAACUUUGCACACUCUUGACAAUCUCUCAACCAGCUUCACCUGGAAUGCUUUUUCAACAGUCUUGAAGGAGUUCCACAUAUGCUGAGCACUUGUUGGCUGCUUUUCCUUCACUCUGCGGUACAGCUCAUUCCAAACCAUCUCAAUUGGGGUAAGGAUGGGUGAUUGUGGGGGCCAGGUAAUCUGAUGCAGCACUCCAUCACUCUCCUUCUUGGAGGUGUGUUGGGUCAUUGUCCUGUUGAAAAACAAAUGAUAGUCCCACAAAGCGCAAACCAGAUGGGAUGACAUAUCACUGCAGAAUGCUGUGGUAGCCAUGCUGGUUAAGUGUGCCUUGAAUUCUAAAUAAAUCGCAGACAGUGUCACCAGCAAAGUAUCCCCACACCAUCUCACCUCCUCCUCCAUGCUUCACGGUGGGAACUACACAUGCGGAGAUCAUCCGUUCACCUACUCUGCGUCUCACAAAGACACAGCGGUUGGAACCAAAAAUCUCAAAUUUGGACUCAUCAGACCAAAGGACAGAUUACCACUGGUCUAAUGUCCAUUGCUCGUGUUUCUUGGCCCAAGCAAGUCUCUUCUUAUUAUUGGUGUCCUUUAGUAGUGGUUUCUUUCUUAGCUUAGUGGCUAAGAGCGUUGUGCCAGUAAUCGAAAGGUCGCUGGUUCUAAUCCCCGAGCCGACUAGGUGAAAAAUCUGCCGAUGUGCCCUUGAGCAAGGCACUUAACCCUAAUUGCUCAUGUAAGUCGCUCUGGAUAAGAGCGUCUGCUAAAUGACGUAAAUGUAAAUGUAAUGAAGGCCUGGUUCACGCAGUCUCCACUGAACAGUUGAUGUUGAGAUGUGUCUGUUACUUGAACUCUGUGAAGCAUUUAUUUGGGCUGCAAUUUCUGAGGCUGGUAACUCUAAUGAACUUAUCCUCUGCAGCAGAGGUAACACUGGGUCUUCCUUUCCUGUGGCGGUCCUCACGAGAACCAGUUUCAUCAUAACGCUUGAUGGUUUUUGCGACUGCACUUGAAGAAACUUUCCGGAUUGACUGACCUUCAUGUCUUAAAUUAAUGAUGGACUGUUGUUUCUCUUUGCUUAUUUGAGCUGUUCUUGCCAUAAUAUGGACUUGGUCUUUUACCAAAUAGGGCUAUCUUCUGUAUACCACCCCUACCUUGUCACAACACAACUGAUUGGCUCAAACACAUUAAGAAGGAAAGAAAUUCCACAAAUUAACUUUUAACAAGGCACACCUGUUAAUUGAAAUGCAUUGCAGGUGACUACCUCAUGAAGCUGGUUGAGAGAAUGCCAAGAGUGUGCAAAGCUGUCAUCAAGGCAAAGGGUGGGUACUUUGAACAAUCUUAAAUAUAAAAUAUAUUUUGAUUUGUUUAACACUUUUUUGGUUACUACAUGAUUCCAUAUGUGUUAUUUCAUAGUUUUGAUGUCUUCACUAUUAUUCUACAAUGUAGACAAUAGUAAAAAUAAAGAAAAACUCUGGAAUGAGUAGGUGUGUCCAAACUUUUGACUGGUACUGUACAUGCUGAUCAACGACACUCUGCAGCUCCUCUCCUCUGUCCUCCUCUUCCUCUUCAUUGUGGGCAACGUGAAGUUCUCCAUCGUAUACUGUGCCCCUCUACUCUUCUUCUCCACCUCCACCUUCCAGAACACCCCUCUGAUCCUGGCAGCUAUGUCCCUGGAGCGCUACGUGGCCAUCUUCUACCCUCUGCAGCGCCCGGCCGCCUGGCGCGCUGACCGCAUCUAGAUCAUUAUCCUGAGCCUGUGGCUGGUCAGCUGCAUCCCGCCCCUUGUGGACUUCUCUCUGGGAGAACCUCAGCCUGGCGUGAAUGUCCUCUCCACCCCAGUGCUCUGCAAAACCCUGGUCCUCAACUCAUCCCCCGUCCAGAUGCUGUUCAAGGUGUCGCUCAACGGGCUGUUCUUCGCUGUGUUGGCGGCCAUCAUCAUGUUCACCUACACGAGGAUCAUGCUGGAGACCAGGAAGAUGCAUCAGGACCGGGCGUCGGUGGGCAAGGCCAUGCACACAGUGCUGCUCCACAGCUUUCAGCUGCUGCUGUGCAUGAUCGCCUUCUCCCACCCUGUCACAGAGAGCCUUAUCAGUAUGCACGCUGGAUGGCUGGCCGAGGACAUCUCCUUCAACUACCGGGUUUGGCCGGUGUAGGCCGUCAUUGUAAAUAAGAAUUUGUUCUUAACUGACUUGCCUAGUUAAAUAAAGGUAAAAUAAAUAAAAUAAAAAUUAACUUCUGCUUCAUCCUACUGCCGCGCUUCCUCAGCCCGCUCAUCUAUGGCCUGAGAGAUGAGAGCCUGAGGGGCUACAUGAGGGGAGCUGUCCUGUGCUGCUCAAACAGACACAGGAUCAGCCCCAGAGCCCCGGCCACCAAGCCCAGGGUCAAAUGAACUGGUCCUGAAUUGGAACCACUGGUCAAAUUAAUGUUUUUAUUUGAAUCUGUACAGACUAGUAGCCUGUAUAUGUUAGUCAAUUAAAACAUAUUAAAAUAGUAAAACCCUGGCUGGAUGACAUUCAUUAUGCCAUUAUAAAGGUGUCUCUUUCAAAAACGUAUAUUUAUUGGUUGCUAUCUAAUUAAACGGUACAUUUUUCUUGAAACACGGAGGCUUGCUUUGGAAUAGAGAAGAUUGCUUCACAAUUUGAAAAUACUUUGAGAAACCGUAAACUCGUACGCUAGAUGUCACUAUAAUUCCAAAUGUAUCAAGUGGUGCAACUUGGGUCACUGCACUGGAUGAAUGUGCGCCCAUAGGAAGACGUUCAGUUUCUUUGGCGAAAUAAGAACAUUGAUAUCUAAAGCAGUAAGGGUCAGAUUAUUUGAUAUUCAGAGUUAUUAUAAAACCAUUUAAUGAGACUAAUAUAUGUAGAGUGGAAUGCAGGGACUGGGCACAUUUACGCAUGCCAAUUCCAAAGGGAAACUGUUGCAAUACAUUUUGAGCAUAUCCAAAUCCUAAAAUACCUAAUGUAAUACGAUUGUUCAUUAAUCACGCAACUUCAUAUAUGAGAUUGUUAUAGUUGAACCAUUCCUGAUGACAGAUGAUGUGAAGUGGUGAAAACUGACGUCUCAGGUGUGAGCGGCGUGCACUGUUGAGAAAGAACAUUGCGGAGAUUCACACAGAACGGCAGGACCGAGCAAAGCUUUCCUGUAGGGCAGGAUUCAGUGGUUUCAAACAAGAAACUGCGCUACAUUUAAUACAUUUAAAGCAAGAACCAUUGAUAGAGAUUAGAUAUGACAAAAAAUCCAGCGCAAGCAUAGGCUAAUUUUAAACGUCAUCGAGGGCAUCAUACGCGAACAAAAUGCAAUAUUAUGUGAAAUCCAUUUACUCAGUCUGUGUUAUAAUCAAUAUGAUUUUGAUUCCAUUAUCUUUUGGUGAGAUGUAUACGUCAUUAUUGAACGUCAAACAAGCCAUAAAUGUUGAAAGACAACUUAUUGAUCAUUUAGAAACUUACAUCGAACACGAAUCGGAGAGACUUGAAGACAUCAAAAGGUGAGUAACAGACAGGGAACAUUGUCAUGAUGCACGUGGGCUUGAUAGCCUAUCACUCAUUUAUAUUGUAGGCUUAAUCAUUAAGGCUUUAGAGUGGGUGGUUUUAGAAAGAGAGAGAACAAAUUAAGCUAAAUCAUUGUGUCUAAGAAUUAGUAAGCCAUAUGUUUGGGCUAUGUGUCCUUUAUUGUAUGUUGUUCCAUAUAAUUUCAUGAUAGGCUACUAUUAUCUUCUUACUUAGGCCUUUGUAUUCCUUGCUGAACAUAUGCCUCGAUGAAUCGCCUCCAUCCUUUAGGUAACUUUAGAAGGAACUUAACAUUAUAAUGACUAAUUACUAAUGUUAAGUUCCUUCUAAAACCUAUUAUAAACUCAAGAUGCAUUCUAUACUGAUUUAGGAGGCAGUUUGAUUUCCAUGGAAAACCUUAUGCAUAUAUCAUUGCAUGGCUGUCUCCCCCCUGUCCAUCUAUCAUGGUAUCACCUUGAUGUAUUCUCUCUAAACCUUUAACACUUUUAGAAUCUUUCUGCAGGUUUUAUGCAAAGGUGUCAGACUUGCACAGUGAGGUGUACAAUGGACCAUCCGCUGCUAUAGCAAACCCCUUGGUGGCGUUCACUCUUAUCAAGCGCUUGCAGUCCGAGUGGCUGAAUCUGAUCUACAGUGAUGAAGCACAAGAGAACACCCAAGGUUGUUUCCCUUUACGACUCUCUUUAAACACAUCUGGUCCUUACAACUGACAUAAGCAAGCCUCUGUGUUUCAAGAAAAAUGUACGACAUAAGUUGGGGGACAUAAGUUUCACAGGUCCAUCCCCCGCUUCUUGUGUCCUGUCGUCACCUCACCCCCCACUCCCCCCCCCCCCCCCCCCCCCCCCCCCCCGUGUUGUGUUUCAGCCUUCAGGUCUGGUUAUGAGGAGGUGGAGGAGGAGGGCAGCUUGCCAAAACUGGAGGACCUUCAGGGAGCUGCCAAGGGGCUGAUGAGACUGCAGGAUGUGUAUGCCCUUCAAGUGGGGGGACUUGUGAGAGGUCACUUCCAGAGGAUCUCUAACGGCAACCCCAUUGACAUCUACAGUCCCACAGUAUCUGUUUCUCUUUCUGGGGAUGACUGCUUCCUGGUUGGGAAGGUAAGCCACCAAUAAAUCACCCAUUUAAUCAUUGGCUGCACCAGAUUCUCCACUCUUCUCCUGAAGUGUGCACUUGCACUCUAUCUCGCAUGGAUCUAACAAUGAUGGAAGCUCCCUCCAGCCAAUGGUUACACACAUCCCACGCGUAAACUGAACAGGCAUAAGCACUCCUUCAUUCCCAUGUCCAUCAUACCUGAACGUCAAUAGUACGCCACUGACUGAAUAAGGGAAUGUACAAUAUGUAUUAUGUACAGGAUGUGGCUAUAUGAGAAGUGUGUAUGAUAAGGGUAAUGUGCAAUGCAUGUAUUGUGUUGAGUGUGUAAUGUACAGUGUCUUUUGUAUACAGCAGUACACUGUGUGUCCAAGACAAUUUCCCCCCUGUGGACAUUAAAGUUAAUCCUAUACCAUGUUUUUAAAUCCAUGAUGGGGAUUGUGCAAGUGCACACUUCUGGAAAAGGGUGGAGAAAAGGGAUGCAGCCUUUAUGGCUUCAUUUUACUCAGCUCACUAUGGGGGAGGAAGGGGCAACCAAAAGGGAAUCCCUGCUUACAUUGCACUCUCUAAACUGUCAACUGGAGAUGUGCUAAUGGAGUCAUGGAGAAGAGGGGGGCAUGUAACCGGAGGAGUGUUAGGCUGCUGGGCAGAUUAUGCUGUGAGAUCUGGCUUCCCUGAUUAGCAUCCCAUACCAGAAGACCAUAAAACAUAGUUUUGUCAUACUCUGUGGUUAGAGGGAGUAAAGUCCUCUCCCUGUCUGUCAAGGGAAUUCAUAUCAUGGUAUCACCUUAGGGUGAUGUAUUCACUCAGACAAAUUUGAAAAAGGGUGCAUGAUGUGCAUCCCAAAUGGCAGCCUAUUCCCCUAUGGCAGCCUAUUCCCUAUUUACUGCACUACAUUUGACCAGAUCCCUAUGGGUCCUGGUCAAAAGUAGUGCACUAUAAAGGGAAUAGGGUGACAUUUGGAAGACGGACGAAGUCUUCCUCAUGAUGAAUCACUCCACAAUGGAUCCUACUGUUUAUGUACAGUGGCAGUGCACAAGGAGCACUGUGUGGGAGAGACAGUAUGGAAAAUACAUAAUCUCUGUUUAGGGAAGUCUAAGAAUGUGGAGUAAUGGCCUUUGCCUUUACUUGUGUUAACACCAGUCUCUGUUUGGGGUGUUACAUGCAGUAACAGUUCUACAACUGCACUUUUAUGGUGGCUAAAACCUAGUCGUUAAAACCAGCAGGGUUAGCUAAGGAUUAGCUUUAUUUCUCACAUUUCCGGGGCCCGUACAAAGCCUCAGCCACCAUCAACAAUCAUGACUGUAAGUCGCUUUGGAUAAAAGCGUCUGCUAAAUGGCAUAUUAUUAUUAUUAUUAUUAUUAUUAUUAUAGUGCUACAUUUACUUUAUAAAGCUCUCUCUUCUCUUCAGCUCUAGAUGUGGGAGAAUGAUAUUUACAAUGCUAAAAAGGUUUUUACUCUUUCCUUCCAAAAUAUAUUUUGAGCAUGGGUGUAUGACUUUUCAGGAAAAUAAUGUCUCAAUUUGUCGUCAUAAAAGCUUUCUGUUGUUUUCUAAUGCUAACAUCCUGUGGUGUUGUAUUGUAGGUUGCCUAUGAGCUGGAGGACUACUACCACUCAGUGCAGUGGCUGGAGGAGUCAGUGCGUCUUUUCCGAGGGGCAGGGGGGGAAUGGAGCCCAGAGAAUGAGGGAACUCUUGAAGAUGCUCUGGAUCACCUGGCCUUCUCUCACUUCAAGGUGUGUCUAUUUUGCACAUAGAAAUACAAGUUAUUCUGAUUUUGAGUAUGAUUAUUUUCAAAAUAGAUAGACCUACUGGUUGAAAAUAGUAUUUGUAGAGAGAAGAUGUGAUUAUUUUAGCAUUUGUUGACCAACUUUUACUUUUUUGUUUUGUUUCAGACAGGAAACAUCUCCUAUGCACUGAGUCUCUCUCAGGAGUUGUUGAACCAUGGUAAGCCUGUUCAGUUAAAACAUCCCACUAUACUGUGGCCUGGGGUGGUCCAGCGGUCUAAACUGCUGCCUCUGGAUCACACAUACUAUGUUCCGUUGCGAGCAUGGGUUAUACUCCGACCCACUACUCCUUCCUUUCUCUUUAUCCUGUCCAAUAAACAUAACAUUCUGAAAGGAGUGGGACUGCCCCACUGCAUAAAAAAACAUCCCACUACUGUCCCACAGUAUAUAGAGGCAGCCUGGUCACCAUCUGCUUUGUAUAUCAGCCUAUUUCCCCAUACGGUAGCUGAACCCUGAAGUACUGUAUACUUACUGUUCAUAAUGCAGACGUGGACCUGGACCUUUCAAUGCAGGCCUCUUUUAAUAAAAGUACAUACAUUGACCAGGAAAACAUCUGUACUGCUCGCUUGUUUGUAUUUUACCUACUAGGCACUGUGAUUUGUUUCUCCAAACUCAUGGUAUCAUAUUGAUGGUAUUUACAUGAUUCCCUUCCUGAAGAUCCCAUGAACGGGAGAGUUUUGAAGAAUGUAGAGAAGUAUGAGCGACUGCUUGUUGACAGUCCACCAUUACUGAGCGCUAACACUGGGUUGAAGAGGCCCAACACCACCUAUCUACGGACAAGGAACACCUACGAGAGACUGUGUCGGACACAGGGCAGUCAGGUAUACUCAUCUAUGAUAUUAUAAUCUCAUCCACCCAGCCGGCUAUAUGCUGUAGCAUUUGAGUGAUCAAAUCAAAUUUGAUUUGUCACAUGCGCCGAAUACAACAGGUGUAGACCUUACAGUGAAAUGCUUACUUACAAGCCCUUAACCAACAAUGCAGUUUUAAGAAAGAAUACCAAAAAAAUCACACAAAAAUAAUAUGUUAAAUAAUAUGAAAUAAAAGUAACAAAUAAUUAAAGAGCAGCAGUAAAAAUAACAGUAGCGAGGCUAUAUACAGGGGGUACCGGUACUGAGUCAAUGUGCGGGGGCACCGGUUAGUCGAGGUGAUUGAGGUAAUAUGUACAUGUAGGUAGAGUUAUUAAAGUGACUAUGCAUAGAAAAUAUACAGAGAGUAGCAGCAGUGUAAAAGAGGGAGGGGGAGGGGGAGGGGGGUGGGGAGCAAUGCAAAUCUGGGUAGCCAUUUGAUUAGAUGUUCAGGAGUCUUAUGGCUUGGGGAUAGAAGGUGUUUAGAAGCCUUUUGGACCUAGACUUGGUGUUCCGGUACCGCUUGCCGUGCGGUAGCAGAGAGAACAGUAUGACUAGGGUGGCUGGAGUCUUUGACAAUUUUUAGGGCCUUCCUCUGACACCGCCUGGUAUAGAGGUCCUGGAUGGCAGGAAGUUUGGCCCCAGUGAUGUACUGGGCCGUACGCCCUACUCUCUGUAUUGCCUUGCGGUCGGAAGCCGAGCAGUUGCCAUACCAGGCGGUGCUGCAACCAGUCAGGAUGCUCCUGAUGGUGCAGCUGUAGAACCUUUUGAGGAUCUGAGGACCCAUGCCAAAUCUUUUCAGUCUCCUUUGGGGGAAUAGGUUUUGUCGUGCCCUCUUCACGACUGUCUUGGUGUGCUUGGACCAUGUUAGUUUGUUGGUGAUGUGGACACCAACAAACUAACAUUUGCUUUUAGAAAUGCUCCAAACAGCAACUGAAAUCAUACUGUCCUUUUUAAAUGUAUGAAACCAUAUGAACCACCAUAUGUGGAAAACAGAGAUUUGGCUACAGUCUGGAGCUCACAGAGAGAGAAAAUAUUUGUAAAGUUCUGAGGAUGAAAAUAAAAUAAUGCUGCUUUCUUUCCAUGUUUUGGCUCCAGUAAUGGACUUCAGAUGCCCUUCUCUCCUCACAGCCAACGCAUUAUGAAAACCCCCGGCUGUUCUGUGACUAUUUUAACAAUGACAGUCCUGGGCUGCAACUGCAGCCAAUCAGACGUGAGGUGCUGAGCCUGCAGCCGUACGUGGUCCUCUACCACAGCUUCAUCACUGACUCAGAGGCAGAGAGCAUCAGGGACCUCGCCCAGACAGGGGUGAGUGUCUAUCUACUGCCAUGGUGUCACCCCUUUUACGCAGAAAAGGCCUAUCGGGAAGUAUGUAUCAAGCGUCUCGGAUAAGAAGUGCUGAUCUAGGAUCCAGUCCUCCCUGUCCAGUCUUAUUCAUUAUGAUCUAAAAGGCUAAACUGAUCCUAAAUCAGCCAUCCAACUCUGAGACGCUUGAUACAUAUAGCCCCAGAUUCCAUUGUCAUUGUCAUUACAUUGAUUCUGAUUACCACAUUCACAUUCCAAGUCCAUUGAAAAUGAUGUGUAUUUUAAAUAACAUAACUGAUAGAAGAGACCCCCCUGUGUCAUGAUUAGUUUUUGCACAUCUGAAGGAUUAUUAAAUGUGUUACAUGUCAACUGCCUAUUUUCUGUAUUUUAUGACUCCAGUAAAGAUUGUGCAAGAGAAUGACUACACACAGAACACUAUUCAUUUAGGCUCUGCUGGGAUAACGGUUAUUUUAGGAAAUUUCCAAUCAGCUAUCUUUUUUUCCCUGUGGUCUGGCCGCUUAGACUGCCACUGAGGUGCUAGUUUUUCACCCGAGUAACAGUUACAGCUUAGAUUACAUUGGCAGGCAAUGAUUUUCAUCAUAUAUUAAUCUUUCUAUACUUGCAUGUUUGUGAUCUCAAAUAUUUCAUAUAUCAAGGGCUUUAGAAAGGCUCAGUCUCUGUUCUGUGACCUGGUUGCAAUAUUUACAAUAUAAAAAAAUAUUUACAAUCUGAUAAUGCAUGCCAAAAAUAGCUAAAAUAUGUCCAUCAAGCUGGUUUGAAAAAAGAACGUCUGAGUGAAUUGCCUUUGCUUUGUACUGAUGGGCUCAUUGUAAUGACUGGAAUUGACUUCGCGCCAUUUAUUCAAUUUCAGCCAUUACAAUGAGACCGUCCUCCUAUAACUCCUCCCACCAGCCUCCACUGGCUGACUGUUUUUCUGGCUAGAUGCUGUAACCCAAAUUAUCUCCUAGAUUGUGUGAUGUUUUGGCACUGUUCAACAGGUUUUCCACCCCUUCUUCAAAUGGAAAUCGCUCCACUUAUUUCACCAUUAUGUCAACAUUUCAUGGCGCUCUGGUGGGUUGAUUAAAACCAGGCCUGGGCUGUGUCUCAAAUUGCACCUUAUUCCUUAUAUAGUGCACUACAAAAGUAGCACACUAUAUAGGGAAUAGGGUUCCAUUUGGGACUCACAUCUGGAGUAUUAGUCAUUUGGAGCCUGGAGCAUAUGCAGCACUCCUUGCCCUGAGCACAUAGACACAUACGUCAUUGCCUGAGCAUGGUAUUCAUGUGUUCAUGCUUGGCUCCAAGGGUUUAGUAUUAGCUGUCUAGUCCAAAGUAUUUAGAGAGGGUGUAGAUAGAAAUGCCAGUCAAGUAUUUCCAUCAGACACGGCUUCAUUGGAAAAUUACUGUGGUUGCCAGUUGUUGAGUUUUAACGUUGUUCUUUUUUGUAUGUUAUUUACUGUGCUCUUUUGGAUGUUCUCUUCUCUAUCCUCACAUCAUUCAUGUUUCUCUUGUCAGACAGAGCCUUGCAAUUUGAUCCUAAAAAGUUAAUGCUGUAUAAAAUCAUUGAGUAUUGACAGUUUUCUUUCUUCUUGUGCCAUAAGUUAAGGAGAUCUGUGGUGGCAUCUGGAGAGGAACAGGCUACUGCAGAGUAUCGCAUCAGCAAGAGGUACUACUAUCAGAGAGAUGUCACUAUUAAAUGUAUAGUUUACAGUUCCUUCUCAUAACACUUAAAGCAGUAAUAAAAGCACCAGCAGAACAAUGCACCCUCACAGCAACCAGUGAAUAUACUGUAUAACACUAUAAAAUGCUUGGGCAAAUGUUAUGGUGCACACAUGAUUUUCUGGCUUAUUAGCUAUAACAUGUAAUAGUUAACUGUGGGAUAAACUGUAACCUUUGAAUGGAAAGUAGCUGAACACCUCUGGAAUCUACAGUAUCAGUGGAAGAGGAAUUGUACAUCAUUGUCUUACGUCAGGUAGGACGACGAGUCCAUCUGCACUGAUCGGUUGAGGACUGCACAUCAUGUAGGAAUGACGUCACUUGUCAAAAGACAAUGAGUACAUAGCAUCAUGUCGAACUCAAACCAAGACAGUAACAUUAUCUGUAUUAUGAGAGUUUGUGGUUUGUUUUUCAGUGCAUGGCUAAAGGAGACAGCCCACCCUAUCAUUGGGAGGCUGGACCAGAGAAUCACCUUGCUCACAGGUCUCAAUGUGCAGCCUCCGUAUGCAGAGUACCUCCAAGUGGUGAACUAUGGGAUUGGAGGACACUAUGAACCUCAUUUUGACCAUGCAACGGUGAGUGGGUUUCUCUAUCUUUAGAACAGUAGAUCUUGAAUAAACCCUACAUUUACUACAUUAAUAAACACUUGAUGCAAUAGUGUACCCUCAUUUCAUGUGUUAGUGUUGAGUGAUGGUCUGUUAGUGUUGAGUGAACAUUUUGUAGGUUUAAUGCUUAUUUCCUGAAAUUCUACACAUUUUGUCAUGGGUGCAGAGAAAAUUUUGCAGUUUUAAAGCUCAUUGUCUUGCAAUUCUAUACAUUUUGCCAUGUCUAAUGUGUAGUCAUGUGAUAUUUGAGUGACUCGAACAUUACUCCAAAAUCUAUAGGCUAAAAAACCUAGCUAAAAAACGUUAGUUGAUAUGGGCUAGUUGAUAUGGACUUUUCUGACAAGUUAUAAAUAGCUCUCUAAGGUCUGCAAUGACUGACAUGGCAAGAGGAAAACUGAUAAUGCACUACCCAAUUUCGAUAUUGCACGUUGUGCAUUCUACUAUUACAACUUAUUUUGGGGAGGGGGACCCGCGCUCCCCGCACCCCCUGCCGGGCCUCCCCACCGUUUGGGAACCACUGCCCUAGUACACUACUGUUGACCAGGGCCCAUAGUGCUCUGAUCGAAAGUAAUGCUCUAUACAGGGGAAUAGGGUGCCAUUUGAGAAGUAGCCAUGGUCUUCGGCGGCAACGUAAGGACAUUAUAUACAGUACCAGUCAAAAGUUUGGACACACCUACUCAUUCAAGGGUUUUUCUUUAUUUUUACUAUUUUCUACAUUGUAUAAUAAUAGUGAAGACAUCAAAACUAUGAAAUAACACAUGUGGAAUCAUGUAGUAACCAGAAAAGUGUUAAACAAAUCAAAAUAUAUUUUAUAUUUGAGAUUCUUCAAAUAGCCACCCUUUGCCUUGAUGACAGCUUUUCACACUCUUGGCAUUCUCUCAACCAGCUUCACCUGGAAUGCUUUUCAACAGUCUCGAAGGAGUUCCCACAUAUGCUGAGCACUUGUUGGCUGCUUUUCCUUCACUCUGCCGUCCGACUCAUCCCAAACCAUCUCAAUUGGGUUGAGGUCGUGGGAUUGUGGAGGCCAGGUCAUCUGAUGCAGCACUUUAUCACUCUCCUUCCUGGUAGAAUAGCCCUUACACAGCCUGGAGGUGUGUUGGGUCAUUGUUCUGUUGAAAAACAAAUGAUAGUCCCACUAAGCCCAAACCAGAUGGGAUGGUGUAUCGCUGCAGAAUGCUGUGGUAGCCAUGCUGGUCAAGUGUGCCUUGAAUUCUAAAUAAAUCACAGACCGUGUCACCAACAAAGCACCCCCACACCAUAACACCUCCUCCUCCAUGCUUUACAGUGGGAACUACACAUGCAGAGAUCAUCCGUUCACCCACACCACGUCUCACAAAGACACGGCGGUUGGAACCAAAAAUCUCAAAUUUGGACUCCAGACCUAAGGACAACUUUCCACCUGUCUAAUGUCCAUUGCUCGUGUUUCUUGGCCAAAGCAGGUCUCUUCUUCUUAUUGGUGUCCUUUAGUAGUGCUUUCUUUGCAGCGAUUCGACCAUGAAGGCCUGAUUCACACAGUCUCCUCUGAACAGUUGAUGUUGAGAUGUGUUUGUGACUUGAACUCUGUGAAGCAUUUAUUUGGACUGCAAUUUCUGAGGCUGGUAACUCUAAUGAACUUAUCCUCUGCAGCAGAGGUAACUCUGGGUCUUCCAUUCCUGUGGUGGUCCUCAUGAGAGCCACUUUCAUCAUAGCGCUUGAUGGUUUUUGCAACUGCGCUUGAAGAAACGUUCAAAGUCUUUUAAUUUUCCGUAUUGACUGACCUUCAUGUCUUAAAGUAAUGAUGGACUGUGGUUUCUCUUUGCUUAUUUGAGCUGUUCUUGCCAUAAUAUGGACUUGGUCUUUUACCAAAUCUUCUGUAUACCACCCCUACCUUGUCACAACACAACUGAUUGGCUCAAAUGCAUUAAGAAGGAAAGAGAUUCCACAAAUUAACUUUUAAGAAGUCACACCUGUUAAUUGAAAUGCAUUCCAGGUGACUACCUCAUGAAGCUGGUUGAGAGAAUGCCAAGUGUGCAAAGCUGUCAUCAAGGCAAAGGGUGGCUAUUUGAAGAAUCUCAAAUAUAAAAUAUAUUUUGAUUUGUUUAUCACUUUUUUGGUUACUACAUGAUUCCAUAUGUGUUAUUUCAUAGUUUUGAUGUCUUCACUAUUAUUCUACAAUGUAAAAAUUUGUAAAAAUAAAAAAAAACGCUUGAAUGAAUAGGUGUGUCCAAACUUUUGACUGGUAGUGUAUUUAUGAUGACUAUUUCCUACAUGUAACCAGUCAGCAUCAAGCCCCCUUUUUAGGCUCAACACUGGGAAUCGAGUGGCAACCUUCAUGAUAUACGUAAGUUAAUAAUUGGUUUUGUUUUAUCCUAUUAUACAGUGGGGGAAAAAAAUUUUUAGUCAGCCACCAAUUGUGCAAGUCUUCCCACUUAAAAAGAUGAGAGAUGCCUGUAAUUUUCAUCAUAGGUACACGUCAACUAUGACAGACAAAUUGAGAAUAUUUUUUCCAGAAAAUCACAUUGUAGGAUUUUUAAUGAAUUUAUUUGCAAAUUAUGGUGGAAAAUAAGUAUUUGGUCACCUACAAACAAGCAAGAUUUCUGGCUCUCACAGACCUGUAACUUCUUCUUUAAGAGGCUCCUCUGUCCUCCACUCGUUACCUGUAUUAAUGGCACCUGUUUGAACUUGUUAUCAGUAUAAAAGACACCUGUUCACAACCUCAAACAGUCAAACUCCAAACUCCACUAUGGCCAAGACCAAAGAGCUGUCAAAGGACACCAUAAACAAAAUUGUAGACCUGCACCAGGCUGGGAAGACUGAAUCUGCAAUAGGUAAGCAGCUUGGUUUGAAGAAAUCAACUGUGGGAGCAAUUAUUAGGAAAUGGAAGACAUACAAGACCACUGAUAAUCUCCCUCGAUCUGGGGCUCCAUGCAAGAUCUCACCCCGUGGGGUCAAAAUGAUCACAAGAGCGGUGAGAAAAAAUCCCAGAACCACACGGGGGGACCUAGUGAAUGACCUGCAGAGAGCUGGGACCAAAGUAGCAAAGCCUACCAUCAGUAACACACUACGCCGCCAGGGACUCAAAUCCUGCAAUGCCAGACGUGUCCCCCUGCUUAAGCCAGUACAUGUCCAGGCCCGUCUGAAGUUUGCUAGAGUGCAUUUGGAUGAUCCAGAAGAGGAAUGGGAGAAUGUCAUAUGGUCAGAUGAAACCAAAAUAUAUUUUUUUGGUAAAAACUCAACUCGUCGUGUUUGGAGGACAAAGAAUGCUGAGUUGCAUCCAAAGAACACCAUACCUACUCUGAAGCAUGGGGGUGGAAACAUCAUGCUUUGGGGCUGUUUUUCUGCAAAGGGACCAGGACGACCGAUCCAUGUAAAGGAAAGAAUGAAUGGGGCCAUCCUCCUUCCAUCAGCAAGGGCAUUGAAGUUGAAACGUGGCUGGGUCUUUCAGCAUGACAAUGAUCCCAAACACACCGCCCGGGCAACGAAGGAGUGGCUUCGUAAGAAGCAUUUCAAGGUCCUGGAGUGGCCUAGCCAGUCUCCAGAUCUCAACCCCAUAGAAAAUCUUUGGAGGGAGUUGAAAGUCUGUGUUGCCCAGCGACAGCCCCAAAACAUCACUGCUCUAGAGGAGAUCUGCAUGGAGGAAUGGGCCAAAAUACCAGCAACAGUGUGUAAAGACUUACAGAAAACGUUUGACCUGUGUCAUUGCCAACAAAGGGUAUAUAACAAAGUAUUGAGAAACUUUUGUUAUUGACCAAAUACUUAUUUUCCACCAUAAUUUGCAAAUAAAUUCAUUAAAAAUCCUACAAUGUGAUUUUCUGGAUUUUUUUUUCUCAUUUUGUCUGUCAUAGUUGACGUGUACCUAUGAUGAAAAUUACAGGCCUCUCAUCUUUUUAAGUGGGAGAACUUGCACAAUUGGUGGCUGACUAAAUACUUUUUUUUCCCCACUGUAUGUGCAUGCUUGUCUCAUUUGUGGAUAUACAGUAAAGGCAUCUUUGGAGAUACUGUAUGCUAGAUUGCAUCAAUCAGCAUCAGAAUUCAGUAUUUUCUUAUUGAAAUUGCGAUGAGAUGUCAAACUUCCAGUUAAGGCGGUAUGGAAAAGAAUGUCUGCUUGUGAGAUUUGGACAAACUCCACACUCUGUAUUCCGGCACGGAUGGCUUUUUUAUGACAUGUGUGCACAGUGGCUAGACUAGACACAACUCAGUGAGAAUGUUGUCAUCCUCCACAGCUCAGCUCUGUGGACGCAGGUGGGUCCACAGCCUUCAUCCAUGCUAAUUUCAGCGUUCCUGUUGUGGAGGUAAAUGCACUGCACACAUCAGCUGCUGGCUAAACUUGGUCUGUGUCACAAAUGGCACCCUAUUCCCUACAUAGUGCUCUAAUUUUUACCAGACUGUUUGACAAAAGGAGUGCACUAUAUAGGAAAUAGGGUGCUAUUUGCGGCAUUGCCUUAAUCUUCUUCUGUUUACCCAUCGAAAUUGCUUCAAGCCAGAACACGUACGCUCAUAAGCCUUCACUCUGUGCAGCUGUUAAAAUGGCAUCAAGAAUAAUAAGAGAUUCCUUCCUCAGAAAGGUCACAUCAUUUCUUAAGAUGUUUUGAGGAGUACUGUUCUUAUGACUGUAGGCCUGUUGAGUAAAGAGGAGCCAUAGGCUGUGUCCCAAAUGGCACCCAAUUCCCUUUAUAUUGUACUACUUUUGACCAGGGCCCUUGUCAAAAGCAGUAAAUUAUAUAGGGAAUCCGAUGCCAUUUGGGAUGCAGCCACAGUGUAGUGUUUGGUUUAAUAAAUGAGCUGCUGUUGAAAAGACACAGGGCCUCACCAGGUUUUAACCUCUCAACCUGGAUUUUAUUGAGGUUUCACUUCCUGCCUCAAGUGUUGGAAAAAAUCUCUCUCACUGGGCACCCUUUCCUCCAUAUCCAUGUCAAAGAUGUUGUACUUGUAGCAUAGCUAUGCACGUGGGAUUUUAACAUACACGUAUACAAAAUAAAAUGUUAAUGGAGGAACAAUGGUUUAGGAUUGUCAAGUAGAGGAGUAGACCAUACAAAUUACCGGCACAAUAGUGGCCCACACAAAAUCCAAGCACGAUUUUAAAAUGUUUCUUUCCAAUGUUUUUAGUGACACAUUUCCAAUGUCUCUCGUGUUCCAGAAUGCUGCCCUCUUCUGGUGGAACCUCCAUAGGAACGGUCAAGGAGAUGGGGACACUCUGCAUGCUGGCUGCCCUGUCCUUGUUGGGGACAAAUGGGGUAAGAGGCUUUAAUGGGACAUCCAGGAACUCCACAUAGUUCCUAUAGAAAAACACACAGGUACAGUGAGCAGUGUCAGAUGUGGAAAGCUAAGUACCCUACGUCUAUUCCAGUAGCCCGUCUGUCAUACUGAAGUCACAGCAGGAGCCCGGGGCCACAUCUGCACUGCAUUACACAGAUAGAGUUAGGGACGAUAUAGAGAGGAGGUCAGGCAUUGAGCAGUGCUCUGGGAUGCUAAAUAUGUGCGCCUCCAUUCAACAUAAUUUAACUCCAUCCUGGAUCCCACAGUCAGUGACAAGGCUAAAGGAACCGCACAGAGAGGGGUAUUAGUCAUUACUGUGAGUGGCUGCAUCUGAGAGACAUUUACAGGAGCAAGUAUAUACUUUUUUUACUGUGUGUUCAUAUAUUUGUAGAUUAUAACAAAGAAAUAGGGCCCCAUUUCCCAUUAUUGAUGGCUCUAUACAAGGGAUCUAUAUAUACAGUUGAAGUCGGAGAUUUACAUAUACCUUAGCCAAAUACAUUUAAACUCAGUUUUUCACAAUUCCUGACAUUUAAUCCUAGUAAAAAUUCCCUGUCUUAGGUCAGUUAGGAUCACCACUUUAUUUUAAGAAUGUGAAAUGUCAGAAUAAUAGGAGAGAGAAUUAUUUAUUUUAGCUUUUAUUUAUUUCAUCACAUUCCCAGUGGGUCAGAAGUUUACAUACACUCAAUUAGUAUUUGGUAGCAUUGCCUUUAAAUUGUUUAACUUGGGUCAAACGUUUCGGGUAGCCUUCCACAAGCUUCGCACAAUAAGUUGGGUGAAUUUUUGCCCAUUCCUCCUGACAGAGCUGGUGUAACUGAGUCAGGUUUGUAGGCCUCCUUGCUCGCACACGCUUUUCCAGUUCUGCCCACAUUUUCUAUAGGAUUGAGGUCAGGGCUUUGUGAUGGCCACUCCAAUACCUUGACUUUGUUGUCCUUAAACCAUUUUGCCACAACUUUGGAAGUAUGCUUGGGUUCAUUGUCCAUUUGGAAGACCCAUUUUGCGACCAAGCUUUAACUUCCUGACUGAUGUCUUGAGAUGUUGCUUCAAUAUAUCCACAUAAUUUUCCUUCCUCAUGAUGCCAUCUAUUUUGUGAAGUGCACCAGUCCCUCCUGCAGCAAAGCACCCCCACAGCAUGAUGCUGCCACCCCCGUGCUUCACGGUUGGGAUGUUGUUCUUCGGCUUGCAAGCCACCCUCUUUUUCCUCCAAACAUAACGAUGGUCAUUAUGGCCAAACAGUUCUAUUUUUGUUUCAUCAGACCAGAGGACAUUUAUCCCAAAAGUACGAUCUUUGUCCCCAUGUGCAGUUGCAAACCGUAGUCUGGCCUUUUUAUGGCGGUUUGGAGCAGUGGCUUCUUCCUUGCUGAGCGGCCUUUCAGGUUAUGUCGAUAUAGGACUCGUUUUACUGUGGAUAUAGAUACUUUUGUACCUGUUUCCUCCGGCAUCUUUACAAGGUCCUUUGCUGUUGUUCUGGGAUUGAUUUGCACUUUUUGCACCAAAGUACGUUUAUCUCUAGGAUACAGAACGCGUCUCCUUCCUGAGCGGUAUGACGGCUGCGUGGUCCCAUGGUGUUUAUACUUGCGUACUAUUGUUUGUACAGAUGAACGUGGUACCUUCAGGUGUUUGGAAAUUGCUCCCAAGGAUGAACCAGACUUGUGGAGGACUACCAUUUUUUUCUGAGGUCUUGGCUGAUUUCUUUUGAUUUUCCCAUGAUUUCAAGCAAAGAGGCACUGAGUUUGAAGGUAGGCCUUGAAAUACAUCCACAGGUACACCUCCAAUUGACUCAAAUGAUGUCAAUUAGCCUAUCAGAAGCUUCUAAAGCCAUGACAUCAUUUUCUGGAAUUUUCCAAGCUGUUUAAAGGCACAGUCAACUUAGUGUAUGUACAUUUCUGACCCACUGGAAUUGUGAUACAGAGAAUUAUAAGUGAAAUAAUCUGUCUGUAAACAAUUGUUGGAAAAAUUACUUGUGUCAUGCACAAAGUAGAUGUCCUAACCGACUUGCCAAAACUAUAGUUUGUUAACAAGACAUUUGUGGAGUGGUUGAAAAACAAGUUUUAAUGACUCCAAUCUAAGUGUAUGUAAACUUCCGACUUCAACUGUAUAUAAAAAUGUUUGUCUACACUUUUAGGGGGUUUUAAUGUCAGUGAAUAUUUAACGACUCCUUUUUACACACCUGUAUAUUAUAUUUUAUGUUUGUUUGACUACUGUGUGACAUACACCACUAACACAUACUCUCUGUUGUCCAUGCCGUGUUCUAGUGGCUAACAAAUGGAUCCAUGAGCACGGCCAGGAGUUCCAGAGACGCUGCAGCCCCAAUCCUGAGGAGUGAGAGGGGAGAAAGCAACUGCUGGGACCGCUUGGAGUACAAGAACCAGCCUCCACAAUGGAGCCGCGCGCGCCACGCAGGCAGAGAGAGGGAGGGAACGAGAGAGGGAAUGAGAGAGGAGGGGAAGGCAGCUAAAGAGCAGCCUGCAUCUGUGAUUGGAACUUCAGGCCCAAGGGAAGGAGGAGCACAGACACUGCUGGAGGGGGCUGGAAUGGCAGCGGGC